Xenopus tropicalis (tropical clawed frog) is the source of this 3859-nucleotide messenger RNA. It is a transcript of the gene ampd3, whose product is annotated as adenosine monophosphate deaminase 3. Gene Ontology annotation, molecular function: deaminase activity; adenosine deaminase activity; AMP deaminase activity. The transcript has 15 exons. NCBI's taxonomy places the organism in Eukaryota, Metazoa, Chordata, Amphibia, Anura, Pipidae. The coding region runs from base 242 to 2560 and encodes 772 amino acids. The record is from RefSeq and is a predicted model, not a curated record. Gene Ontology annotation, biological process: purine ribonucleoside monophosphate biosynthetic process; purine ribonucleotide salvage; IMP biosynthetic process.
AUGUUUGACGGCGUGCCAAGGGGCUGUGUUGUUGUGGGCCGGGGCUGGCAAGGUGCAGGGAGUGCCAAGUUGUUCCAGCAGAAGCUCUGAAACCUGAGACUGAGAGAAAUCUCCUGUACGUAUCAGACCGGGGGCCGCAGGUAACUGACACCCCCAGCAGGGGACACAGAUUUACUGCAGAACCUUCUGUGCUUGACCCGACAGGAAUCUCAGCACCGUCCUGUUCCAGCGCCAAGCCGAGAUGCCUCGCCAUUUCCCACGCCUGAGUAUCAAUGAGGUGGACGAACAAGUGCGGCUUUUGGCCGAGAAAGUAUUCGCCAAAGUUCUCAGAGAAGAGGACAGCAAAGAUGCCUUCUCUUUAUUCACUGUCCCCGAGGACUGUCCCAUUGGGCAGAAGGAGGCCAAGGAACGGGAGCUGGAGAAGGAACUCGCGGAGCAGAAGUCGGCGGAGACUGUUAAAAGGAAGAAAAGCUUUAAGAUGAUCCGAUCCCAGUCGAUGUCCCUGCAGAUCCCCAGUCACGACUGGAAGAUCCCCACAGUGUCUCCCGUGGCAUCGCCAGUCUCCCCAAUUGAACCAGAAGCCCCAGUCUUUCGGGGCCCAGCGCCGGCCGCCCCAGUGCCAUACGAUGGGCCGGAAUUUCAGAGAGUCACAAUUUGUGGAGAUUACUGUGCGGGGGUAACAGUAGAUGACUAUGAGCAGGCAGCCACGAGCCUGGCUAAAGCCCUGAUUAUCAGGGAGAAAUACUCCCGGCUGGCGUACCAUCGCUUCCCCCGGACCACGUCCCAGUACCUCUGCACCAUGAACGGAACAGAAAGCUGGAAAAUGGAGGAUGAAGUCUAUCCAGAGUUUAACCCCCCUCCCGGCGACAGAGAGGACCCCUAUAACCUGGAGAAUGUUCCCCCCAACCUCCACUACGUGGUGAUGAUGAAAGGGGGGAUCCCUUACAUUUACGAUGACAAAGCCAAGAUGGCGGCCAACGAGCCCCGCAGUUUGCCUUACCCGGACCUGGAGACCUACACGCUGGACCUCAGCCACAUAUUGGCCCUAAUUGCCGACGGGCCGACGAAAACCUACUGCCACCGGCGGCUGAAUUUCCUGGGCUCCAAGUUCAACCUCCACGAGAUGCUGAAUGAGAUGGCGGAACUGAAGGAGCUGAAGAGCGUCCCGCACCGCGACUUCUAUAACGUCAGGAAGGUGGACACUCACAUUCAUGCCGCCGCCUGUAUGAACCAGAAGCACCUGCUGAGAUUUAUCAAGCACACGUACCGCACGGAGCCCGACCGGGUGGUGACGGAGCGGAACGGGCAGGGGGUGACCCUGAAGGAGCUGUUUGAGGGACUCCACAUGGACCCCUACGACCUGACUGUCGACUCUCUGGAUGUGCACGCUGGGAGGCAAACGUUCCACCGAUUCGACAAAUUCAACGCCAAAUACAAUCCAGUGGGAGCCAGCGAGCUCCGCGACCUCUAUCUGAAGACCGAGAAUUAUAUCGGCGGGGAAUAUUUUGCUCGUAUUAUAAAGGAGGUUGCCCAAGAGCUGGAGGAGAGUAAGUACCAGUACACGGAGCCGCGCUUAUCUAUAUAUGGCCGAGCACCAGAAGAAUGGGACAGUUUGGCAAAAUGGUUCAUCAAACACAAACUGUAUUCACCCAACAUGCGCUGGAUGAUCCAAGUCCCCCGAAUAUACGACAUUUUUAGAUCGAAGAAAAUCCUCCCCGAUUUCGGCAAAAUGAUGGAGAAUAUUUUCCUGCCUCUGUUCGAGGCCACAAUCAACCCAACGGAUCACAAGGAGCUCUAUCUCUUCCUCAACUAUGUUACGGGCUUCGACAGCGUCGACGACGAAUCCAAACACAGCGAUCACAUGUUCAGCUACAAGAGCCCCAACCCGGAUGAGUGGUGCCACGAGCAGAACCCCCCAUAUAGUUACUAUCUGUACUUCAUGUACGCCAACAUCAUGCUGCUCAACAACCUGCGCAAGGAGAGAGGGAUGAGCACAUUCCUGUUCAGACCCCACUGCGGGGAGGCCGGUUCCAUCACUCACCUCGUCUCCGCGUUCAUCACAGCCGACAACAUCUCUCAUGGGUUAAACCUUAAAAAGAGUCCGGUUCUGCAGUACCUGUAUUACCUGGCCCAGAUUCCCAUUGCCAUGUCCCCACUCAGCAACAACAGCCUCUUCCUGGAAUAUUCCAAGAAUCCACUGCGGGAAUUUCUACACAAGGGGCUCGUGGUGUCUCUGUCCACUGACGAUCCAAUGCAGUUCCACUACACCAAGGAGGCGCUGAUGGAAGAAUACGCCAUCGCAGCCCAAGUGUGGAAACUGAGCACAUGUGACCUGUGUGAGAUCGCGAGGAACAGCGUGCUACAGAGUGGCCUCUCCGACAAGGAAAAGAAACAUUUCUUGGGGAGCAAUUGCUCGAAAGAAGGCCCCGAGGGGAACGAUAUCAGCAGAACCAACGUGGCGCAGAUCCGUAUGGCCUACAGAUACGAGACUCUAUGUAACGAGCUGAGCUUCUUGGCCGACGCUAUGAACUCCCCACACCUCACUGGUGCUAAACCGUAAUGGACUCGGAGCCACAAAAACCCCUCCUCCUCCCCGGAACUCCUGUGCCUCGCACACCCCCCCCCAUCAUGGGUCCACCCAUGUAUUAUCUCAAUGUUCUCUCAACUAUGCUGCCUGACAAACACUUUGACAUUUUAUUCUCCGCACCGUGCCGCUCUCCAUCUGUUGAAGAACUACACCUCCCAGCAUCCCCCUGCAAGCUGUAGUUCUGCAACACUUAGAGGGGAAGCCAGUCUCGACACACGCAAUGCUUUACACGAAAGAGCCGCUAGUAACAUUUAUAGUUAUCUGUGUAACUAUUUCAGGUGCUUAUCGGAACCAAAAAUAACUGUGAUAAGGCUUUGAUCACGGGUGCCGCCAUUUUGUUACACCCACUUCCUGCAACUCAAAACAAAAAUGGAGGACAGUACAUUGCAAGGAGAUUGAUGAAAAAAAGGUUAAAUAACACACCACAGGGUUUGGAAAUGUCUAUGUAGACACUGAGACAGGCUAAGAUAUUAGGUUCAAUCACAUUUACCACAUUAUUGGGUCAUUACAUGUAAAUUUUAAGAACUGGGGGAUAAAAUAAUAAUUUUGACAGGUGGCUAGAAUUUUCUUUAGACUCUAUUAUAUAUUUCACAAGUUGGAAUUGAAUAUCUAUAUCUAUAAAUAUAUAUAUGUUUGUUUCUAAUACUCAGAGUGCAUUACUACAGGCAUAGAGCUCUACCCUCAUACUAAGGGCAGCAGUAUGGCAGCUCCUACUCUUAUGUAUAAGCACAAACGGACAUUUACCGCAGCUAGGAAUGGAACAUAAUCACUACCAAUUACGUGGACAUAAAUAAAUAAGCCCCGCCCAGCAGUGAGAUCAUAUGCAUGCGUGGCCCCCACAUAGCCCGCACAGCUGGGAUAUAGCAUCCUGCCAUGUAAGUCCUAUGUACUGUGAGGAAGAAGUUUCCCAGGGUCUUUAGCAUCAGGUGCUUGGGGUAUUUACAGCCAUUCCCUCGGGGGCUGUUGCUAUUUUCACGUCGGGGGAGGGGGAUGGAAAUGCUCGUAACCCGUGUAGCUAUUUAGGAUCUCCCCCCACCCCACAUCCUAUGCCAAUUUCAAUCUCCGCAUAUAUAUAUAUAUUGUGACACUGCCAGUGUUACCCAAGCACUUUCUAUGUUCCUUUCCGGAUGGAUAUUCGAGCGGGUUCGAGCAGGAACAGUCUGGGUUUUUUUUGUUUUUCCUUGCAUUAUGUUUACAGUUGUACUAUAAGUCUAUCUAUUUUUUGUAACCUAUACGUUUGGAACACAUUUAAUAAAGCUGGUGCCACAACUG